AUUAAAAAAAGGUCACAUUUAGUUUUAAAUGUCACUUUAAAGUCUUGACUUUUGCUCCUGAAUGUUCUACCAUCCCCGUGUGACGUCAUCGCCUUUCCAGCGGCGUCCUCGUCUCCCGUGGCAACCGUCAAGCGUCUCCCAUAACAUGAAGAAUGGAUUCUCUCGUGCACGAGGUGACGCAGAUCGUAAAAUUGCAGAGAGAAUCCGCUCUGCAGAGACUCAGCUCCUUGUUCUCGUGGCCUGAGUUCACUGAUGAACGACGCGUCUUCCACCAGGAGUUUGUCUACGACGUCUCCGUGUUCGCUGCAGGUCGCGGCCUCUCGUGGCCUGACGUCGCCCGGACUGCUGUGACGGCCAGAAACAUCUUCCCUCAGCUGGGCGGUGUGGACGCUCACAGACUCCUGUCCCUGCUGAGAGACGCUCUGCAAGAGUGUUUGCCAAACCUGACCCCCGUGCACCGACAUGAGGUCACUCAGUUCCUCACAGAGACCUGUGUCACGCGCCGGAGGCUCCUGCAGGCCGUGGUGGGCGGAGCUGCAAACGUCACCGCCACUCAGCUUCACCUGGAGGUGCAGCUGCCGCCCACACCUCAACCUCUCACACAGGGAGCAGAAGUCCAUGAGCUGGAGCGUCGUCUGCAGCAGAACAAGCUGUCCUCAACUCUCCAGCAGAAGCAGGAUGAGCUCAGGAGGCUACGAGAAGGUCCACGGGUCACUGUGGAGGACAUUCCUGAGGAUGUCCUCAUGGACAAAGAGGUGGCUGUGACGCUGGUACGAGCAGCAGUGAAGGCCACAGAGGAGCAGAUCCUGCUCAGUCUCAACCGUGAGGUGUCUCUGCUCGCUGACAUCCUGCAGCUCAGACUGCAGCAGGCCGCUCUGACCACCAGGAGGCGCCACACUUCACAUGUUUCCAGUACAGCCUCACAUCCAGAGACUGCAGCAGUGAAGGCCAAAACACACACACCAAAAGCUAAAGCAGGAAAACAUGACAAAACAUGACAAAAGACAUUUUUAUAUUCAACCAGACUCACAAACACUGCCUCAUCCAUACUCUUACAUUUGAAAUGAUUGUCUUAUUGUGAAGUGGAGGAGUAAAGUACUGGUUUGUGAUCAUUAAAGAGACAACACUGAGUCAUGAAAGCUGAGGGUUUAUUGUAAACCAUGUGAAAUCCUUUUGACUCAACAGAAAUAGCUGCAGACAACACUUUUAUCUGAUUAGUAGAGCUCCUUAAAAGUACUGUAUCAUAACGUUUAGGAUUAUUUCUAAUCACCCUGGUGUAUGCAACAUUUCACUUGAUGUUAAUAAAUGGGUAUAUUUGUGCUUAAAAA
Molecule: messenger RNA, 1328 nt
Organism: Solea senegalensis (Senegalese sole)
Lineage: Eukaryota; Metazoa; Chordata; Actinopteri; Pleuronectiformes; Soleidae
Gene: cunh8orf74
Product: chromosome unknown C8orf74 homolog
Exons: 5
Coding region: 153-998 (281 amino acids)
Source: RefSeq, a predicted model, not a curated record